AUGGCUUCUUUUGAAAUCAACGCAGACAUGAUAACUGAGAUUCUUUCUCAUUCUCAUGUUUCCGUGAUCGAAAAAUCUAGACUCUUGAACAAAGAGUUCAACGAGAGAACUCAUAGCUCUUCUUUUCUAAAACUCAAACUCCAAAACACCAAUUCUGUUUCCGGUUACUUCCUGGAGUACAACAGGUGCUUAAAAGCUCACUCCACUAUUAUCAGAAACCAAGAAAACAUUCCUCACAAAUCCGAGAUCUCUCUCGAUUUCCUACCACGAGGAAGAGUAAACGUCAAAGCUUGUGACGCAAGUCACAGGAUUCUGUUGUGUGUCAAUGAUUUACCGUUCAGAGGAAGACAGCCGGAGUACAUGAUCUGCAAACCCACAACAAAGCAGUACAUGAUCAUACCGAAACCAAAAACCCGGUAUUUCACAAUCGCCCUCGGUUUGGUGGUGACCGGAGCUGAUCCUCUCCGGUAUAAAAUCAUUAGGCUCUCACAUUUGCCUUCCAAGGAGAACAGGAGGUACAACUUCAAUUUUACUCUCCUUUGCGAAGUUUUCGAUUCGGAUUCGUUUGCAUGGAAGCGACUAUCAAAGAACGUGGAGCUACCGGCAGAAGACAUACCAGGUGUAAGAAUGUCUGAACCGGUUGCUGCUUACGGGUUCUUGCAUUGGUUAACGGCCAACAACAACGUGUUACGGUUUUGUCUGAAAACCGAAACCUGGUCGUUUCUCACGGUUCCUGAGAAUCUAGCGAGCGAUAGGUCUCUGAAACUGACAAGAUACAAAGGGAAGCUAGGGUUUUUCAGAUCAAGAUCCAAGGAAGGAGAGGAUUAUCAGGAGAUAUGGGUUUUAGAGAGCAGUUUGGGAAAUUCUUGGGUGAAAGUGAAAAAGAUUAAAAGUAUGGGGCUCGAACCUAUUGGGUUCUUGAGCAACGACGUCGUAACGCUGGCUGGCAAGGAUAAAAAGUUCUUGUACAAUUACAAUAUGAACAACGGCAAGUCUCGGAAGUUACAAAUUAGGUCUCCAGGAUUUUCUCCUAAUAUGGAUGCGAGCUUGAGUUAUUUCCAUCUCUGUUCUGACUUCAAGAGAGUUGAAUUUGGCGGGAGAUCCAACGGCUAUCAACAAGACAAGUCACUUCGCUUUGAGUAUGAAAUAAAAAAAUGA
Messenger RNA from Microthlaspi erraticum, 1158 nucleotides. The record is from the annotation of a GenBank genome assembly. Lineage: Eukaryota; Viridiplantae; Streptophyta; Magnoliopsida; Brassicales; Brassicaceae.